This is a messenger RNA of Phyllopteryx taeniolatus (common seadragon), 4897 nucleotides long. Its product is annotated as solute carrier family 2, facilitated glucose transporter member 1-like. The transcript is spliced from 11 exons. Bases 556 to 2187 code for a protein of 543 amino acids. Gene Ontology annotation, molecular function: hexose transmembrane transporter activity. The record is from RefSeq and is a predicted model, not a curated record. Lineage: Eukaryota; Metazoa; Chordata; Actinopteri; Syngnathiformes; Syngnathidae. Gene Ontology annotation, biological process: monosaccharide transmembrane transport; response to insulin. Gene Ontology annotation, cellular component: apical plasma membrane; basolateral plasma membrane.
CAGGAUCAGCAUCCACCAUCAGUCAAGGUCGCAAGUGCAAGGCAUCAUGGGACGAUGACGUCACGCCAUCACUCCUCAGCCCUCUCCACCUGCGCAUGCGUGCCCCCACCCCCACCCACUCUCGGUCACGCUAGUUGACCGAGGAACAAUAAAGCUAUACUGUGCGUGGGUCCCUAAUAAAGUGACCAAAGCAGAGGGCUCCAUGCGUGCAUGCGGCGGCCACCGUAGGACAUGGCGGCCAGCGACGACGGUGCGCGCGCAUGGACGUCAGCGGCGCCGUUGGGGGCGGGGCCACGUCACGACAUCAUUUUUUGUAAUUUAUUCCCCCCCCCUUCCUCGCAGUUUUACCAUACAUCCCCAAAACAAGACGAAGAAAUAGGUCGUGGACGUGCUGCGCGAACAUCUCUUGAGGCUCGAGCUUCUCCACGCACAGCGGUGAGCGCAGACGGGCGGCUCCGAAGCGCCACCUGAGGAACGUGAUCGUCUGCACGUCAGGUUUUGCUCGUCUUCGGCCUUCCAAAUAAUAAUAAUAAUAAUAACAAUAGGUGGAAGACGAUGGAAGGACAGGGCAAGCAGGUGACAGGCUACCUCCUGUUCUCCCUGACCACGGCCGUCAUCGGCUCGCUGCAGUUCGGCUUCAACACGGGCGUCAUCAACGCACCCGAACAGAAACUGCGCUCGUUCUUCAAUGACACGUGGUUGGAGCGUUACGGCGAGCCGAUCGGCCCGGGCGUUUGCACUGUGGUCUGGAGCGUCACCGUCGCCAUCUUUAGCGUGGGCGGCAUGGUGGGAUCCUUCAGCGUGGGCGUCAUGGCCGACCGAUUUGGCAGGAAACGCUCCAUGUUCCUGGUCAACAUCCUGGCGGUGAUCGGCGGCCUCCUGAUGGGUUUUUCCACCGUGUGCUCGUCGUACGAGAUGGUCAUCGCCGGCCGGCUGGUCAUCGGCCUCUUUUGUGGCCUCUUCACGGGCUUGACGCCCAUGUACGUGGGCGAGGUGUCGCCCACCCCGCUCAGGGGGGCCUUCGGAACCUUGCACCAGCUGGGCGUGGUCGUCGGCAUCCUCAUCGCUCAGAUCUUGGGCCUGGAGUCGUUGCUGGGCUCGUCGCGUCUGUGGCCCGUGCUGCUGGCGCUGACGGUGGCGCCGGCCGUGCUGCAGUGCGUCCUGCUGCCCUUCUGCCCCGAGAGCCCCCGCUUCCUCCUCAUCAACCUCAAGCAGGAGGAGGAGGCGCGCAAAGCGUUGGUGCGCCUGCGCGGCAGCGAGGACGUGAGCGGCGACCUUCAGGAAAUGAAAGAGGAGAGCAGCAAGAUGGCGCUGGAGAAGAAGGUGACCAUCCCCGAGCUCUUCCGCUGCGCGGCGUACCGCCAGCCGCUGCUCAUCGCCGUCAUGCUGCAGCUGUCGCAGCAGCUGUCCGGCAUCAACGCCGUGUUCUACUACUCCACGGGCAUCUUCGAGUCGGCCGGCGUCCAGCAGCCCGUCUACGCCACCAUCGGCGCCGGCGUCGUCAACACCGUCUUCACCGUCGUCUCGCUGUUCCUGGUGGAGAAGGCGGGCCGCAGGACGCUCCACCUGCUGGGCCUGGGCGGCAUGGCGCUGGCCGCUCUGCUCAUGACCAUCACGCUGCUGCAGAAGGAGCUGGCGGGCAUGAGCUACGUGGCCAUCCUGGCCGUCAUGGUGUUCGUGGCCAUGUUCGAGCUGGGCCCGGGCCCCAUCCCGUGGUUCAUCGUGGCCGAGCUCUUCUCGCAGGGCCCGCGGCCCGCCGCCAUGGCCGUGGCCGGCUGCUGCAACUGGACCUCCAACUUCCUGGUGGGCAUCAGCUUCCCCAAACUUGAGGAAUUGUGCGGUCCGUGGGUCUUCCUCAUCUUCACCGCCUUCCUCAUCCUCUUCUUCGUGUUCACCUUCCUCAAAGUCCCGGAGACCAAAGGCAAAACCUUCGACGAGAUCGCCCGCAGUUUCGGCGGGGGCGGCGCCCCGCCCGCCUCGUCCCCAGGAGACGCCCGUCCUUGCCCCCCCGUGGGUGCCGACGGCGCCGCCCCGGCCGACGCCUCCCCGGCCAAGGAGGACGAGAAGGAGAAGGAGAAGGUCCCCUUGGUGGAAAAGGAGAAGGUCCCUCUGGCGGAGAAGGGCGCCGGCGACAACACCGAGAUGGUGUCCCUCAGGGAAGCAUCCAUUGUUAUGGAGAGCGUUUAACUUUGUCCAGGAACGAGAGGAUUUCACCACCCCCUCCAAAAACAAAACAAAACAAAAGCCCCAAAAAGCCAACUUGGUUGAAAUCCUCGCGUCCUUUGGCUGUUGCGUGCAUUCAAUCGACAUUCCGACCGAAGUCGGUCGCGCUCGUGAUGGUUGGUCGCCGCGACGACCCAGCGCUUGGCCAGGGGGCGUGGCCUUCUCUUUGGUGUGUGUAACUUUGUAAGCUUAAUGUAGCCACGAGCUGGCACAGGGGCGGGCGAACGGUACGCAAAUGCUCCCUUCCCGUUUUUCACGCAGCCCAUCGAAAGUCUUGUCGUAUAAAUAUUCAUUUCGCCAUUUUUUUCCCUCCUAAAAUUGCGUAUUAUAUUUAUAUGUAUAUAUUUAUCUCAUUAAAUAAUCAAUUAAUUUAGUUAUUUUUUGUAUUUUAUUCAAUAAUUGGUUCAUUUAAAUAUUGGAACUGAUAAAACUCAAAAAAUCAAUAGUAUUUGAAAAUAUUUAAUGUUUUAUUAAAUAAUUGCUCCAUUGACUGGAAAUAAUUAAAACAAUUUUAUUGUACUUUUUUAUUACUAGUUGCUUCAUUGAUUUAUUGAAAAAUCAUUCGAGAAAAUUAGGUUCAUUGUUUUCUAGUUUUUAAUAAAUACUUGAUUAACUCACACUUACAAUAUUUAUUUUUUAAUAAUAAAAAAUUCUCAUCAGUUUUAUCAUUUAUAAUUAGUUGAAUUAACCAAUUAGUCAGUAAAUAGAAAUGGAUGUGUAUUUAUCAUCAUAUUGACUGCACAGAGGUCAAAUUUAACUUAAACCAAUCCACAGGCUCAUUUUGACUUAUGCAGAAAACAGAAGAACAAAAAUUAUUAGCUUCUGAUGGCAUGUGACCUGUAACGAGUUUAUUUUAAUAAUAGAAUAAUUCAUCCCGAUUGACAUUUUAUUCAGCCGAACCUUAUUUCGAUGCACAUUUUAAGUUGCAAAAGUGUUCUUGCCCGCCCCCGCGCUAAUGCUAACAAAUGUGUGCUUGCUUGGUGCUGUUACCACGGCAACCGUCCACCACGACAGUGUUGCAGCUUCCGGGAAAAGAAGUUCCUUAAUUUCCAUCCCUCCACGGGACCAUCUUGUGCUUUUUUUUUUACGUCUUUUUAAAAAAUUAUUUCCCAAGCGCAGUCGAGCCUUAUUGACAUAAGUAUGAUGAUUAUUAUCGUUUAGUCAGCAAUACCAAAGUACAUAAAUUUUCCUUUUCAAGCUUGAUGAUGAUAUAUUAGAAAUCCCAAAUAUACUACAGCACUAAAUGAGAAGUAUGUAAAUAACAUAUAGAGAAAUAUUAAACUACAGUCUAUAUUGAAGAAAGAGAUAUUUAUGUGCUCAAGAUGUAUUUAAGGUGGAUGAUGAAGGGAAAGCAAUUUGCACAGCGUGCAAAAUAGCAGACGAUAUUUUGAAAGCGAUUAUAGCUUCAAGUCGAACUGUGAAGUUUUUCGGACGUACGUUUGCGCUUUAGAAGUAUUCCAAAAAAGGGGCAAAGAGUGCAAUCUGGUGCCGAAACAUUUCGUGGCGUGACGGGCGAGUGCUAAUAUGUCAAAAAUGUCAAUUUCUUAACUGUGGUUGCCUUUCAUGCACGUAGACGGUCAUUUUCUUAUUCUGUCAUUGAUGCAACAAUAAAAUGUUGAAAAACGCAACGUCAUUGGCAUGCGACAAUAAAACGUUGAAAAACGUCAUUGGCAUGCGACAAUAAAAUGUUGAAAAACGCCAACGUCAUUGGCAUGCGACAAUAAAACGUUGAAAAACGCAACGUCAUUGGCAUGCAACAAUAAAAUGUUGAAAAACGCAACGUCAUUGGCAUGCGACAAAAUGUUGAAAAACUCCGUCAUUGGCAUGCGACAAUAAAACGUUGAAAAACGCAACGUCAUUGGCAUGCGACAAUAAAACGUUGAAAAACGCAACGUCAUUGGCAGAAAGUUAAAACAAAAAAAAAGCUGGGGUUUCUCAACUUUUUGUUGUCACGGGGAGAAAUAUUAAACAAACAACUUGUGUGUGUGUGUCCCCAAAAUGAUUGUGGCCACAAAAUAGAGAAGACGUGCGCACGUUGUACUCCUUGGUUCACCCCGACCUCCGCAAGUUGUUCAUCGGAAUGACAAUUUAAAAGUCAAAUAUCGCAACUCGAGGCCAGUUAUGCUUGUUCUUGUUGUUUGUCUGCCAAAAUAUUUCUACUUGGCAGGCAUUUUUAUUUUUUAUUUUUUGGUAAGACCAUCUUGUUCCUUGAAAAUCGUAACUCGUUUAAAAAAAUCUUAACUUAUUUACUGGUUCUGGGUAAGUUUCACUUUAAAUUAGCUAUUUCCAGCCAAGCAAGGUCUAAGCGUGCACGUGUUCUCUCGCGCGUUUUUAAUUUCGUCUUUUUUUGAGUCGGUGUGGCAACUUUGUGUGUUACCAAAUGCGUGUUGUCGUAUUUUGUUCGAUUUCUUCACACCGACGCUGCACUUGUGACUGCUAAUUUCAACGAAGGGUUUACAAGAGGUUGAAAAAGAUUACGCGUUGUCGUGACGCGCGCGCACACGACAAUUGUCGCUGCUGCUUUGUGACCACCUGUCGGAAGUUUGCGGGUGCGAUUUUCACACGGUGACGUGUUAUUUGUGCGCGCGUUGUUGCAGGCUGGAUCGACGACUGACUUGUGUUUGUAUUGUACAUGUGGAACGUUGUUGAAUAAAUCCUAUACAAUAUAUCAAGA